UUUGGUGAGGUAGAGGUGGACGAUUACGUCUUGCGGAACAGAUAGUAGUUGUUUUGCUCUGGUUAUUUUUCUCACUACCCAUCCACCGCAAGAGACCUUGGCCUGUGAACAUUUGUAAUUACAAAAGUAUUGGUUCAACAAGUUGCCUACUAGCGUCCUGGCUUGAUGAGGAUGGCAGAAGAACCUGCGACAAGAGAGCCGGAGAUGUCUGACGCUGGCUCGGACGAGGAGCUGGAGCUUCCCGCACCGAUGAUGGAGCAGGGGAGUCACGACGGGAGUAUCAGAAAGGGUUGUGAUCCCUGUUCCCAGACCCAACGCAGUAAGCUGCAGCACCGUAGAGCUCGUAUCAACCAGCAGAUAAACAAGGAGAUGAGGAUGAGGGCCGGGGCUGAAAACCUCUUCAGAGCCACCACUAACAACAAAGUGAAGGAGACUGUGGCUCUAGAGCUGAGCUUUGUCAACUCCAACCUGCAGCUACUGAAGGAAGAACUAGAGGAGCUCAACAGCAGUAUGGAGGUCUACCAGACAGAGAGUGAAGCCAUCAAUGUUCCCAUGAUUCCACUGGGUCUGAAGGAGACCAAGGAAGUGGACCUCACUGUUCCUCUCAAGGAAUAUAUCUGUGAGCACUACAGGGAGGACAGCUCUCUGUUUGAGAAAGAAAUCAAAGAGUUUAUGGAGCUCAGACAGGCCAUGCGUACCCCCAGUCGUAACGAGGCAGGUUUGGAGCUCCUGGUAGAGUAUUAUAACCAGCUAUACUAUCUGGACCAGAGGUUCUUCCCCCCACACAGAACACUAGGAGUCCACUUCCACUGGUAUGACUCUCUGACAGGUGUGCCGUCAUGCCAGCGUGCGUUGGCAUUUGAGAAGGGAAGUGUGUUGUUCAAUGUGGGAGCUCUCUACACACAGAUAGGAGCCAGACAGGACCGCUCUGCUGCAGCUGGCAUAGACAGGGCUAUAGACGCUUUCCAGAGAGCUGCAGGUGCAUUUAACUUCCUGAAGGAGAACUUUUCCAACGCUCCCAGUCUGGAUAUGAGCGGCCCGUCGCUAUGCAUGCUGGUCCGGCUGAUGAUCGCCCAAGUGCAGGAGUGUGUGUUCGAAAGGGUCACAAUCACCACGCAGGACACACACUUCACCUCCCAGCUACAAGUGGCUCAAGAGGCUGCACGAGUAUCAGAUGUGUAUAGUUUGGUGCUCCAGACCAUGUCUCAGCCCUUAGUGAAGGACUAUGUCCCAUUCUCCUGGGCCUCCAUGGUUCAGGUGAAAGCAGAACACUUCAGAGCUCUCUCACACUUCUAUGCUGCUGUCGCUCUCUGUGACCGCACACAGUCCAUUGAUGAAGAGGGAGAGAAGGCUCUCCUCCAGCUCCAUGUCAGUAAUCCUGCUGGACCACCACUCAGCCAGGUGCUCAGAGACCCCGAGGAGAGACGCAAACUGGGUAAGGCCCACCUGCGUCGUGCGUUAAUCAGACAUGAGGAAGCUAUGAGAGUACAUGGUCUGUGUAAGAUCUUAAGGAAGAUGGAUAUUCUACAGGAGGUGCUCUCCUUCGUGCACAAACGCUCUUUGGACAAAUACUCUGAGAUGGACCGAGAGGACGACUUCGACGAGACAGCAGAGGCUCCCGAGAUACACUCUCAAACCCAGCAGAAGCCUGAUAUAAUUCCACCCAAUUUCUCCACUGUCCAAGUCACUGACAUCUUCCGAAGGCUGGGUCCCUUGUCAGUGUUCUGUGCCCGGGCGCGCUGGGGGCCGGUGCGUUUGGUGUGUCUCCAGCGAGGGGAGGGGGGUCUGGGGCUAACUCUCAGAGGAGACUCUCCUGUUCUGGUGGCUGGAGUAGUGCCGGGGGGGUGUGCUGAGGAGGCAGGUCUGAGAGAGGGGGACUACAUAGUGGCGGUGGAUGGAGAGAACUGUAAGUGGGCUAAACAUGGAGAGGUGGUCCACAGCCUGAAGAGCUGCAGUGACCGAGGAGUGGAGCUCAGCGUCAUCACACUGCACACACACGACACACAGGUGGAGAGGAGGUCAGUGAUGCUCUCCCCCAGAGGAGACAAAGAGAACGCUUGCCAACGGCCCAUGGGUGGGGCUAAGGCCCAGAGCUCCGUCUCCUUACUCAACUGGAACAGGAAGAAAAACAGGGAAGGGGGAGGAGUCACCAAGAGACUGGGCAGCACCUUCAGUCUGCCAUUUGGAAACCUGGGAGACGGUGAAUCCAUGUACUGAGAUAGAUGGAGGGCAAGCUGAAAUGGUGCUCGAUUCCAUACAGUGCACUUCCAGCCAAAAGUAGUGCACUAGGGAGUAGGGUGCCAUUUCAGACUGUGCUAUAGACAGACAAACCACUCAGGGAAUGGCAAAGGGACAUGUUCCAAUACAAGGAUGAGUUGUAUAUGACUGGAUACUCCUAGAUAUUGUAAUGCAUUAUUGCAGCAAUUGCGAGGAACAUUCCGAAUAGGAGAAUUGUAUGAAGAGAAGAGGAGGGGGAUGCCAUGUCCAGAUGCCCAGGGAAACUACAGUGGUUUUAGAAAGCACCCAACUGCAGGUAUAUGUCACUGAAGGGGUUAAGAGCAUCAUGUAAAUUGUCUUAAAAUAGACUAAUAGUUGUGGCCCAGUAUUAUUGUAGCUGACUUACUAUACAGCUAAAGGUCUUUAGAGAGUCGAAAGAAGUUAAACUGGACUUGUGUGUCAAACUACAGCCUCUGGUCUUAAGACAAUGUCAUCAUGUUGUUUUAAUGUUGAAAACAUGUUGUUUUACUUUACUGUUUACUGUAUCCCAGAGUCUUGCUUUUCCACUCCGGUCUUAACAGUAAAAACAACAGUCACACCUACAUCCAUUCAGUACCUGAGCUUAGCUCUUACUUCUUCAAGCUAGAGCAUUGUGAAUCUUCUUUUUUGUUGUUGUAAGAUUUAAUUUUAUGUUUAACAAAGCACACAAAUGACAUCACACAAACAUCAACCACAUCACACAUGCCCAGACUUAUUAGCACACGCCGUCAUCUCCAGUGCCUGCAUAAUUUUCCGCCACAUGGCCUCAAACUGCAUCAUUUUUUUUUUUCUCCGUAGCCCACUCACUCUAAAUUUUUUACAAUAAAUCAUUUGAUUUUUCCAUUGUGUUAAUGAUGCCGAAUGAAUUGAUUUCCACAUUUUUAAUAUACGUUUUUGCAAAAUGAUUGAUGAGAAAAGAAUCGUCCAGCCCAUUGGGUAUCUCACAACACCCCUAUAUUCCAUGUCUUGAAAUAUGCAUACUUAUAGAUUAAGAGUAACAUUGUAAUACUUCUGACAGCCAACUUUAUUAGCUCCGCCCGCAAAAAAAAAAUGGAUUAUUGAGUCAUUGGAUGCGUUUCUAAAUUCACUCUGGAUAUCUACUCCGAUUUCAGAGCUCUUUGGACUGAGUGCGCCAGAGCAGAGUGCAGAAUAACUAACGAAUUUACGAACAUUUGAAUAUGAACGGUGUCAGUAAACAUCAGCAAAAAAAAGUAAUUCAAUUGUUGCCAGCAGCACAGUUAUGGUCACCAACGCUCUAGACAACAUGAAACCACCCUAACCAGCUUUGCCAGGGUGAAUAAAAUGGUCAGAAUGAGGUGUUCUCUCAUUUAUGUCUGGAAGUACAGUAGCUAGCCAACUUUAGCCACUUAGCUUGAGUGCUUGACUGCCGUUGUGAGGUCAGAACAUUCGGAUGAACUUUACUCCUCAGACAGAGCGUCCAGUGUGUGCUCUGAACGCUCCGAGAGCGAAACACUCUGAAUUUGCUAUUAACAAUGGACAAUCUGAUAUCCGUUCUGAAUAUUAUGAACGCCCAGAGCUCACUCUCUGGCACUCCAGAGUGAAUUUAUGAACACACCCAUUAUAGUUUACACUUGGGACAUGACUGCUGUUGUGCUGUAGAAUUGGUGAAUUCUUUGUUUUGUACUGUAUCAAUUCCAUAGAUAAGUUUAUACUGGGUUAAUUUUCGUUAACUGUAAUUUCAUGAGUUAUGCUCCAACUUUCCCUCCAUUUUUUUUUCUAAGAGAUUGUCAGUUUGAUAUGCUGCUGGCAACGUUUUGUAUAUCGUCCCUAUCAUAUGAACAUCCUUAUCUGACUCCAAAGAAAAUCCUUCAAGGUUGCUCUGAUGUCCAAAAGAUGUGUAACUUUAAAAUGGCAUGUAUUUGAAACUAUAUUGGUCAGUCCAAAAUUACUUCAAUACUGUCAUGGAAAUAAAUGUAUUCCCUGUUGCCAAGUCAAUAACAGUUUCUAUGAAUUUAGUUUUCCAAUUUAUCUGUGAAUUCUGAAAAGCUAUCCAAGGAUUGUUCCAUAAGGUUGUGUUUUUAUGGAGUGAUAUUGGUUCUUGUAGAAUGUUUCAGUUUAUUCCAUAUUGUUGUAGUGUUCUUAACUAUGAAGUUGUUAAUGUUCUUAGCUUAAUGCUUUGAAAAUAGACACGUGGGCAGCUUCUUGAAGCACACAGAGUUUACAGCGGUAGCCAUGUUACUGCAUUCUGUGCACCUACCAGUGUUUUUGAUGUGAACGUUUCUCUUUUGUCAUCUUGAUUGUUGGGUACAAAUGACUACCCACAAGGCACUACAAUAGUUAUACCAAGGAGGUUGAUGGUACCUUAAUUGGGAAGGACAGGCUCAUGGUAAUGGCUGGAGCGGAAUUAGUGGAAUGGUAUCAAACAUAUAGUUUCCAUGUUCCAGACAUUAAUAUGAGCCGUCCUCCCCUCAGCAGCCUCCUGUGUUAUGUGUAUUUUUUUCGUUUUUCUUCUGGUGUUUUGUAGUUUUUAAUUUUGUACGACAUUCUUAUGCCCCGGGACUUCAUAGGAGGAGGAAAAACUAACGCUCUACGUAUGUCAUGACACUGAAAUGGUUAACGUGGUAAUAUGCACAUUAGGGGAUUGACUAAAGACUUUUAUAUGUCUGGUACUUAGUAGAGUUGAAUAGGAGAAUGGACAGUCUACCAUGUAGAAACCAGCUAUCAAUGUAACCAUAGAAGCAUAGAGGAGAGCUGACCCAAUUGUUAGACACUUUUUCUUUUUUUAUAUGUUCACAUUUUCAAUAUUUGGAUGCAAACACUAUUUUAAAUUUUAAUCCAGUUGUCUUUUUUUUUUCAAAAUAAUGAUUGAGAUGUGUAUUUCAGAUUGUGAAUUAAGUCUCUGCCAUUGUGAUCUGUGGUGUCUUGAGUGAGUGUAAUUGUGUAAAGGGAUUUGUAUUUCUUUUGUUUAUUAUGUGAAAGACUGAUAAUCAUGGCUGGCUCGUAUGAUCAACCAUCAAUUCCCCUUUUGAGGUGUGCUUGUGCGCAUGCACGUGAAUCCUUUUCGUGUGUGUGUUAUUUGUAGAGUAUUUGCACAGAGUUUUGUUGAUGAAUUAAAGGAGUGGAUCAAUG
Messenger RNA from Oncorhynchus masou masou (cherry salmon), 5346 nucleotides. Its product is annotated as rhophilin-1-like. The transcript has 16 exons. Gene Ontology annotation, molecular function: protein binding. The record is from RefSeq and is a predicted model, not a curated record. Gene Ontology annotation, biological process: negative regulation of stress fiber assembly; signal transduction. Lineage: Eukaryota; Metazoa; Chordata; Actinopteri; Salmoniformes; Salmonidae. Bases 166 to 2217 code for a protein of 683 amino acids.